Adineta steineri is the source of this 222-nucleotide messenger RNA. The record is from the annotation of a GenBank genome assembly. Lineage: Eukaryota; Metazoa; Rotifera; Eurotatoria; Adinetida; Adinetidae.
AUGUGUUGUUGUAAAACAAUUCUUCUCGGUAUUGUGUCGCUGAUAACAAUUAGUGUGUGUAUAACACAAAUCGGUUUUUCUGUGCAUUAUAUUCAUAAUCCAGUUAAAUGUGAACGUGCAGAAUUUUUAACAAUAUUAAAUUUGAUUGGUGGUAGUAGUGGAAUCUUAUCAACUGUACUUAUUCUAUUAUGUUGUCACCGAUUUGGAUUUGGAUCAAAAUGA